Molecule: messenger RNA, 273 nt
Organism: Aspergillus homomorphus CBS 101889
Lineage: Eukaryota; Fungi; Ascomycota; Eurotiomycetes; Eurotiales; Aspergillaceae
Exons: 1
Source: RefSeq, a predicted model, not a curated record
AUGGCUCGGGCGCGAGCAAAUUCGGGCCAGGAUUCAACUGUCGACCAAGUUGUCCACCCAAAAGAUUCAGUUACAGAUGAAAGCGAAGAUGAAGAUGAAGAUGAAAAUAUGGACAACAAAUCUGUUGAUAAAAUGGAAUCAACUCCUCCUAUUGGUGAAAGCCGCCCGGAAGUUGGUGACUGGGUCAAAGAUAUUAUACGGCGAUUCACACAAAACCGUGGCAACGAUGUGAUGAACAAUUUAUUCCUGUCUGACACGCCCAAUUUCGAAGCA